This is a messenger RNA of Stereum hirsutum FP-91666 SS1, 695 nucleotides long. RefSeq lists its product as uncharacterized. The record is from RefSeq and is a predicted model, not a curated record. The transcript has 3 exons. Gene Ontology annotation, biological process: protein lipidation; protein modification by small protein conjugation; macroautophagy. Gene Ontology annotation, molecular function: Atg12 transferase activity. Lineage: Eukaryota; Fungi; Basidiomycota; Agaricomycetes; Russulales; Stereaceae. Bases 131 to 667 code for a protein of 178 amino acids. Gene Ontology annotation, cellular component: intracellular anatomical structure.
CCCGGAAUUCGAGCUCGCUGCAAAGGCGUUUAUUUGUAAAUACAACGCUGCUGGUCUUUCGGGUCUGAUUGCUGCUCAACACCGAGGAUGGGAGUGGAAAAAUCAUCCUCUCGUACCAGGAUAUGGCUACAUGUUUCGAACUGUCCACCUUUUUACGCGCGCACGACAUAGCGCCCUAGAUGACGCGGACGAGGACUUGCUGCCCGAAACCGAUGAGGAACCCGACGACACAGAAUCCUCUGCGUCUCCGGCGCUUGAUCACCUAGUUUGCAAUCAAAGUGUCGUGUUCUCGCCAACGUUUCAAGUACCUGCAUUUUACUUCACUAUUCAUGAUUCAACCGGCUCCCCACUUCCCCUUGCCGACAUUCUGAAAUCCAGCCUCUUUCGCCGCCACUCGUUUCCAGAGAAUUCGGCCACGACGUCCUUCGCCCUCAGCCUGCCCGACCAGAACUUGCCCCUCCUGUCGCAGGGUGACCAUCCGACACUGGGAACGCCGUCAUGGUAUAUUCAUCCCUGCGAGACGGCCUCGGCCAUCGCCGAGCUGACGGAGGAGAUCAAUUCAGAAAGCACGAUGAGUGAGCAGGAGAUGUCAGAAGAGGUCAGCAUGGUUAGAUGGAUGGAAGUCUGGUUUAUGGUAUUGGGCAGUACGGUCGACCUGCAUUCGUAGUACAAAUUCGAACUGUUCUUUCUCUCGC